This is a messenger RNA of Lactuca virosa, 282 nucleotides long. Lineage: Eukaryota; Viridiplantae; Streptophyta; Magnoliopsida; Asterales; Asteraceae. The record is from the annotation of a GenBank genome assembly.
AUGGGUUUCUUUCAGAAGAAAAUAAGACCGGUUACAGGUGGUGGUCCUGGAACUAGGGAUGGACAUUUGCAGGAUAAUGUUUCAAGAACCUCAAAAUUGGGUGUGUUUCUUAAGGAUCAUUUUUGUAAAAGUUUGAAAAAAAAUUGCCUAAAAGGGUUAGCCAUCGUCGUCCAUGUGCAGUCCAUCGAUGGAGGUGACACCCUCCUAUCAUCUCCAAUGCCUACCAUAUUAGCUUCAGUUCUGACGCCCUCCCUCUGCCUUCAUCUUCUCUCCGAAGACUAG